AUGUUGAAACGACGAUCCGCUUGUGAGCGUUGCAGAGGCCAGAAGCUCAAAUGCAUUCGCGAGCCUGGAAGUACAACCGACUCAUGUCUGAGAUGCUCUCAAUCUCAGGAAGAAUGCAUCGUCAACUUGAGAAAGACACCAGGUCGACCCUCUGGACGGGGCAACUCUUCUAACAGACGAAGUCCAACCAACACCAUGACCCAAACACCUACGCCCGCGCCAACCUUGAUACUUGACGAUAGCGACUCCAUCUCAGCAACACGGAAUGGCUCGCUUACAUCGUCUUCUGAAGACAAUAUAGAAAGUCUUUUCGACAUGAACAUCGAUUGGGGCAACAUUGACAUGUUCGGCAACGGAAAUGAUCAAGUCCCCGAGAUCCCCAGUUCCCUCCUAAGUUAUGCAGAAUCGACCAGGGUUGAGCCUCCACCUCCGUGCACUGCCUGGUCGGACCCCAGAGACUUUGCCGCGCCAACCGGUCUAUUCCCCUGUCAGAUCCGCAAUGAAAUCCGCGACCCAGGUCUUCAGUUGGCUGGACUUCAACAUAAUCUUUCGAAGCAUCUGGUCCAGCUGCAGUCUUCAUCGUGGGACAUCACAUCUGUCUUGAAGCUGGAAAGCGUGUCUUAUAGUUUCCAAAGUCCCGAGUCACUAUGCGAGGCCAGUCGGAUAUUCAACCCACUGAUCGGCACUUUUGAGAUUAUUGCGGAAUUUGAACAUGUUCUCGCGACAUUGCGGAUGAACAUGGAUCGCAGAGAGCGAGUUGAAGUUUCGGCCCUUCCAAAAGAGAUCAACAUUUCUUACAUGUUGACUGCCAUCUCUUGUUAUCUACAGCUUGUCUGUAUAUACCACAACAUUUUCUCAUACGUGCUGGAUCAAGCAUCAAGUAAUCCAGCCGUGAGGAAUUUCAUACUGGACUCGACACCGGGGAUCUCUCUGAGCGGGUUUGUGAUUCCGACACCAAAAAAUAUUCUGGGUCGGUCGUUUGCACAGUUGAUGCAACACAAGAUCAGACCUAUUGAGACGGCUUUAGAACUCCCAGACGACUGCCGUAUCUCGAAAGAGACAAGUGUGGAUCAACCCAGUGAUAAAUCUCUAUUGCUUGGAUGUACAGAAGGGCAAGCCUUGUUGGAAAUGCUAAAGGGCCAGAAAGUCGAAGGGAAAAGUCCUUCAAGUGCAAUGGGUCUUUUAGAGUCGUUACGAGCCAAGAUUACAGACAUAGAGACCUUAGGAGGAUAG
This is a messenger RNA of Fusarium poae, 1233 nucleotides long. RefSeq lists its product as uncharacterized. Lineage: Eukaryota; Fungi; Ascomycota; Sordariomycetes; Hypocreales; Nectriaceae. Bases 1 to 1233 code for a protein of 410 amino acids. Gene Ontology annotation, biological process: regulation of DNA-templated transcription. The record is from RefSeq and is a predicted model, not a curated record. The transcript has a single exon. Gene Ontology annotation, molecular function: zinc ion binding; DNA-binding transcription factor activity, RNA polymerase II-specific.